AUGAGCCAGCUUUCUAGCUUGCUGAGUUUGAUUCUAGUCAUCAGUAGCACGGCAGAAGAUCUACAUCUGACGACCAACGAUGAAGGAUAUCUUACCGUUAUCCAAGGAUUCGCUGCUCAACUCAACUGCGCUCUCAACACCUGCUCACCGAACGUUAUCUGGUCUAAAGAUGAUGUAAUUCUCUUUAAUGGUACGAGUUUUGUGAAAUCGUCAUCGGUGGAUGAGAAAUCGUACAAACUUCAGCACAAAGUUGAAAUCGACUAUGAAAAAGGUUGUUCGAGUUCGUGUGACGAUUCGACACUAUGCGCCAUAGGGACUUCGUGUGUAGAUAAUCAGUGCUGUAGUUGUUCAAAGGAGGAGUUUACACUGAUUCUAAGGAAUUUAUCAUUCGAAGAUUCUGGACGCUACAGAUGCCAAAUCGGUAACCAAUCUGAACAACUGGAGUUCCAGGUUGAAGUGCUUGAAUCCGGUCUUAAAGGUGGAUUUCACGAGAACAUCUCCUACGAUCAUUCUGAAUGCUGCGCUGAGAAGGGUAUCUCUACGCUUUGCCGAGCGAUGUGUAAACCAAGUGAAAUGGCCGAAUAUCACUUCGAUCCGACAAGUUGCAAGACUGACGAUUAUAAGAACUUCCUCGCGUGUGCCACUGAUAAUGGGAAUCGUACACAUGUGCACUGUUGCAAGACACAACUAGUACCGUCCUUUUGCUAUGACUUUUGCUCAGGAGACUUUAAAAUGCUUCGUCGAUCACAUCGUCUGUGUUUGUACUAUCUGCCGGAGAUAUUCGAAUGCUACAAUCGAGCCUACCGUAUGUUAACAAAUCCUCCUUUAGAGCGUUUUCCUACUCGUAACCGUAUUCCACUGACGGCGUCCUUAUCAGACAGCCAUCAUCAUUCAUAA
Messenger RNA from Angiostrongylus costaricensis, 897 nucleotides. The record is from the annotation of a GenBank genome assembly. Lineage: Eukaryota; Metazoa; Nematoda; Chromadorea; Rhabditida; Metastrongylidae.